Didymosphaeria variabile is the source of this 663-nucleotide messenger RNA. RefSeq lists its product as uncharacterized. Gene Ontology annotation, biological process: transcription initiation at RNA polymerase II promoter. The transcript has 2 exons. Gene Ontology annotation, cellular component: SAGA complex; nucleus; transcription factor TFIID complex. The record is from RefSeq and is a predicted model, not a curated record. Bases 1 to 663 code for a protein of 220 amino acids. Lineage: Eukaryota; Fungi; Ascomycota; Dothideomycetes; Pleosporales; Didymosphaeriaceae. Gene Ontology annotation, molecular function: RNA polymerase II general transcription initiation factor activity; promoter-specific chromatin binding.
AUGGCCGACAACGCGCAACCUCCGCCUAACGCGGAUGCCGAGACUAUGGACGAUUUGGACGCCACGGUGGAAGGAGAAAUCAACGCCGAGAACACUCAACAACCAGAAGCGAUGAACCUUGAUGGCGCAAACGACACGGAAGCACCCCAAAGGAACGGCGUCGCUACCGAGCACCCAAUAGAAACGCGCAUACCCGCGAAGAAGGAUGCGACGCUGCGUGAAUUCCUCUCUAAGAUGGACGACUUCGCGCCCAUUAUCCCAGAUGCAGUCACAAACUACUACCUGACCCGCGCCGGUCUGCCACCACCGCCACAAACGUCGCCGCACCUUGCGCGUCUCCUUGCUCUCGCGACCCAGAAGUUCAUUGCUGAUAUCGCCGCCGACGCUUACCAAUUCUCGCGCAUACGAGCCUCCAACACUACAAGUAACAAUCCCAUGGGCGGACUGGCCGGCGGAGCAGGUCCCCAGGGCGCAGCAGCACCUGGCGGGGCACAAGGCGGUAAGGAGAAAGCCAAGGAUCUCGCUUUGGGCGCGCCGCGUGCAGGAUAUGGUGGAGGUGGACAGGGUGGUGGUCAAGGCCGGACUGUCCUCACCAUGGAGGAUCUGGGCAUGGCCGUGGGCGAAUACGGCGUCAACAUCAAGCGUGGGGAGUUCUACCGCUAA